Molecule: messenger RNA, 330 nt
Organism: Acanthocheilonema viteae
Lineage: Eukaryota; Metazoa; Nematoda; Chromadorea; Rhabditida; Onchocercidae
Source: the annotation of a GenBank genome assembly
AUGGCUGGUGCAACGCAUGCUGACAAUCGUCACAUCUUCCAAAUGAAGGGUUGUGAUGCGGAUGAUGUACAGGACAAUAUGCUAAUUUAUGUUCCAUCUCUUACUGGAAAACCAUGGGAAAAUAUUAUGGAAGCAUGUCUGGCGAGUGAAUGCAGAGUGCAUAAUGAUUUAUUGGGCGGUAAUGGUGAAAGCUAUUUAUGCGGAUGUGAUACUGAUUAUUGCAAUAUAAAAUCAUUUCAAGCUACAUUUCCACAAUUAAAAAAUGUUCCCAGUAAUCCUAAGACAUCCAGGGCUAACAUACCAAAUGAUAAUUUACUUUGGAUCGAUUGA